Stomoxys calcitrans (stable fly) is the source of this 756-nucleotide messenger RNA. RefSeq names its product basic salivary proline-rich protein 2-like. Lineage: Eukaryota; Metazoa; Arthropoda; Insecta; Diptera; Muscidae. Bases 1 to 756 code for a protein of 251 amino acids. The transcript has 2 exons. The record is from RefSeq and is a predicted model, not a curated record.
AUGAAAUUAUUUUGGUUGAUUACUUGUUUGGGUAUAUUAGCACUCACCGCAGUGCAGGCCCAAGGUGAAGAUUAUCCUGACGAUGGUGAAUAUCCAGACGAUGGAGAAUAUCCUGAUGAUGGCGGCGAAUAUCCGGGCGGAGAGGAGCCCGAAGAAUAUAAUGGAGGUUGCGAAGGUGGCCAUCAUGGACCUCCACCACCACCAGGCCCACCACCGCCAAGAGGUCAUCCACCUCCACCUCCUCCACCACCACCUCCACCACCAUCAGGUGGUUCUUCCUCACGAGGCCAUUCCUCACGACCAGCAGGUGGUUCCUCCUCACGAGGACAUCCCCCAGCACCAUCGGGUGCUUCGAAACGAGGACAUGGCAGCCACGCCCGUCAUGCUAAACACCAAGGCUUAUUCGCACUCACCGCAGUACAGGCCCAAGGUGAUGAAUAUCCUGAUGAGGGUGAAUAUCCUGACGAUGGAGAAUAUCCAGAUGAUGGCGGUGAAUAUCCAGAGGGAGAGGAGCCCGAAGAAGGCUGCGGAGGUGGUCAUCAUGGAGGCCCACCUCAUCAUGGACCUCCUCCACCAAGAGGUCCUCCACCGCCAAGAGGUCCUCCCCCACCAAGAGGUCCUCCCCCACCAAGAGGUCAUCCACCACCACCACCACCAUCAGAUGGCUCUUCGUCACGGGGUCAUGGCGCAGCACCAUCGGGUGGUUCGAAACAAGGGCUAGGAGGUGGUGCUCGUAAAGCUCCACACCACGGAUAA